Molecule: messenger RNA, 1150 nt
Organism: Crotalus tigris (Tiger rattlesnake)
Lineage: Eukaryota; Metazoa; Chordata; Lepidosauria; Squamata; Viperidae
Product: transmembrane protein 131-like
Exons: 5
Coding region: 587-1120 (177 amino acids)
Cellular component (GO): membrane
Source: RefSeq, a predicted model, not a curated record
UUUCUCUUAAUAAAGGAUUCCUGUUGGAAGAGCUAUUCCAAGAGUUCUGUCUUCUUAAGAUGCAAAGUGGGGUGGGUCCUUACAUUAACUGAUCAUCACUGUGCAUCCAUCAGGCCGUUUAGGUUCACUAUGUGGGUGUUCAGUCAUUCUCAGAAAGAAUAAGCAGUUAUGCCUGCAUUGUGCUGAUCAUAGACUUCAGUUAACAUUAGUACUGUUACAGUAUUAAGGAAUGCCUCGUUGCCACAAAACUACAGAAAGAAAUAGGAGGAAUUGUGCACUUUUUUGCAGCAUUUGUUUUAAUUACAAGAAUUCAGAGUCUUUCUUAUCAGAUUUCAGUGCUGUAUCCUUUGGGAUAAUAAAAAAUCCUUAAGCAGCCUUCAAGAUAAUUUGAGCUUAACACUGCUGCUCUAAAAUAUAUUGCCUCAUAAAAAUAACAUUGAUGAGCAAUUCACACUUAAAACAAUGAAUAAAGCCUAGUUCUUAUUCUUUCAACAUACAAAUCACUCAGAUUACUGUUAACUUUUUGGAGGAAAAAUAAGAGACUAAAUUGGAAUACAUAAUUACUUUUAUUUUUCAGGUAACAUUAAUGCCUGGUUCAUACACUAUAUUCAGAGUAAGAUUAUUACCAAAAGAACUUGAAGGGAUCCAUGAUGGAGCUAUACAAAUCACAACAGAUUAUGAGAUCUUAACAAUUCCUGUGAAGGCUGUCAUUGCUGUAGGCUCCUUAACUUGCUCUCCAAAACACAUUCUGCUUCCACCUUCCUUUCCAGGCAAGGCAGUUCAUCAAAGUUUGAGUCUUAUGAAUUCUUUCUCACAGAAGGUGAAAAUACAACAGAUCCGAUCAUUAUCAGAAGAUGUUCGGUUUUAUUACAAGAGAAUACGAAGUAACAAGGAAGAUCUAGAACCAGGGAAAAAAUCAAAGAUAGCUAAUAUUUAUUUUGAUCCUGGUUUACAGUGUGGAAACCACUGUUAUGUAGGUUUGCCUUUUCUGAGUAAAUCUGAAUCAAAAGUACAGCACAGUAUAUCAAUGCAAGAAGAUGCAUGGGAUUCAGAUUGGGAGUUGCAUGAUAAUUUAUUCAGAGAAUGGAUUGGAAUAAGAGAUUAUUCAAACAAUCAGUGAGUUUAUUUUAAAAUAUAGUAACUUUUGAGU